AAAUAUGGCAGGCAGCUCUGCUACCAUUAAAAAGUGAUAUUCUACAAUGUUGAUAAAUGUCAAACAGGUUUUUUUUUUGUAAAAAAUAAUCCUAAAUUUUUAGUAAAAUAAGUGCGAUAUUGUUGUAAUUAAAUGAAAUAAGUCGGUGGAUCGUUUCCGCGUACGCGAGUGCCUUAAAAGACGGUGCGAACGGCGGACAAAUGCGAGUGUUUACAGUUUUGGCUCGAUGAAAGGCGAAAAAUAAUUUGGAGGAAUUCACAAAAGCAACUUUUCUACAUAAAGAAGAACCAAUACGUCAAAUAUGGGUAUUAUUGAUUCCUGCGUUGUUGAAAAUUUGCACCAGUUUAUCGCAGUCGGAAUGGAUGGCCAGCAAUUUACGAGAUCGACAACGGGUACCUAAGUUUAUCUAAGCAACUGUCGUCUCUGGUAUGAACCACUGUUGUCGAAAUGAAUCAGAAAAGCGGCAACAUUCCUUCCGCUUCGAGAAAUCCUGCAUAUAAUGCCGCAGCGCUGGAAAAAAUAAAAAAUGAUUUGAAAUCAUACGAAACAGGAAUUCCUCAGAGUUCCGCUGCAUCAAAGCUAAUACGUAAAACAAGUAUUGAAAGAGAAAUACCACCGUCAUCGCUACAUCUGCCAAGAAACAGCCCUGCUUUAGAUUCUGGAGCGGGAAGUUCGCGGUCGAAUAGUCCGCACUCACAACAGCUAGGGACGGGUAGAGUUCAAUUCUCGCCCUCUCCCUGUCCAUCUAAUUUUAGUGAUGUACCACCCUUACCGCCACCACGAUGUUCAUCUACACCUUCAACGCCCCCUCCCCUACAGUUUCUCAAACGUAUGUCACCUGCAUCGAUGGCCACAUCACGAAACGGCCAAUUUCAGUCCCAAAGCCCUGCCCGAGGAACAUCACCAAUAUCAAGCAACAGCAAUCUAAGGCCGCCCAUCAUAGUGCAGAAUGGACCACAAGUCCAACAACAGUUAAACCAACAGAUGUCCUUUUAUAAUAAUAAUUCGGCGGAACCACCACCCCCAUAUCCAAUAUCGCCAAUUAGUCAAGUGGCGCCGCCGAGUUAUAUGGCAUCAAUGAAUUGCCGUCAAAGUCCUACACAAUCAUCGCAAGAUUUUCGUAAAAGUCCAAGUUCGGGAAUCUACUCAAGUGCCUCGGCAGGUUCGCCCUCGCCAAUUACUGUGUCGCAAAAUGCCAUCUGCAGUAGUUCAACGGCCAAACCUAUUGCCUUACCGCCAGCCAGAGGUGCUCGCCAAACCAAUACGCAGCAUCCUAUCAUAAUGCAUUCAGUAAAGUCAACCCAGGUCCAAAAACCUGUCCUCCAGACUGCAGUGGCUCCUUCAGCACCGACAACGGGUAAUGUAACGUGUGUAACCCCGAUACAACCGUCUAACCCAAGUCCCGCUCCACCGCCACCAUCGUACGCCACUUCCCUAGAGCAGAAGCAGAAGCUGAGCAAGAAGGCAGUCGUCAAUGCCCUGUCCCCACAUCCACAUAUCGUCCCAUCGGAAAGAGGGGCCGGAGGUGGAGGAGGAUCAGGAGGAGGAGCAGGUGGAGGGAAGAGUAUUCCAUAUCCUGCUGCCAACACGGGAACGACAAGUACAAUAAGUGGCAGCGUCGAUCCACCCUCAUAUGAUACGACAAUGAUUUUGAAGCAGAAACAACCGCCACCCCAAACGAGAAAUUCGCAACCACCUCCUCCAUAUUCCGAGGGUAGCAAUGCCUUCAUCGCUAGCAGUAAUAACGAUGAUAAUAAUUUACAUGACCUGAAUGCCGGUAAUGCUGUACAUAGUAAUAGUAAUAAAAAUAAUCUCAUAAAUCAUGCUAAUAACAAUAGUCAAUGCUUUAGCAAUUUAAUAAACAAUAAUAUUAAUAAUAAAAACAAUCAUAAUAGUAAUAAUACUGAUAAUAAUAAUAUGAAUAAUAAUAACAACAAUGGUGAUAAAGUUGAAUGUGAUGGAAAAACUAUGAGCGACAACCUGAAUUACGGUAUUUCGUCUAGUUCAAAACUGUAUGAACCAAGUAUAAAAAAUAUCGCAAAUAAUAACAACGCCGGCGGAAAUAAUGGUGGCAAAACUAUGAAUAACCUUCCACCGAACGGUGCAUCUGCUGGUCGGGUGAACAAUAGCCAGAUGCAGCACCUCGAUGCCUGCAGUAGUAAUAAAAACGACCAAAAGCACGCCUAUAGACCGGCCAAUACCAAGCCUAAUGGUAUAACGCCGAAUCCUUCUCCCGGAACGGAUGACCAUCCGGAGAGGUCAUCUCCUGCAAGCAAGACUCACCCUCACGGGGAACCUUCCAAGAAGAUCAAACACCAAUCGCCUAUCCCGGAACGGAAACACAUUUCCAAAGAAAAGGAAGCGGAACGUUUCGAGUGCAAGGUGCGUCACUAUUCGCCGCAAGCGUACAAAUUCUUCAUGGAACAACACAUCGAAAACGUGCUGAAAUCCUACACCCAGCGAAAUUUCCGCAUCCGGCAGCUGGAGAGCGAAAUGUCGAAAAUGAACCUUCCGGAGGAAACCAAGAUCGAGAUGCGGAAACUCCUCUGGCAGAAGGAGAGCAACUACAUACGACUAAAACGCGCCAAAAUGGACAAAUCCAUGUUCUCGCACAUCAAAACCAUCGGAGUGGGCGCAUUCGGCGAAGUGACCCUGGUCAAGAAAAUCGACACCCCCAACCAUUUGUAUGCGAUGAAAACGCUCCGGAAAUCAGACGUACUAAAACGAAACCAGGUGGCGCACGUUAAGGCCGAACGCGAUAUUCUGGCCGAGGCGGACAACGAAUGGGUCGUUAAGCUGUACUAUAGUUUUCAGGAUAAGGACAAUCUGUACUUCGUCAUGGAUUAUAUUCCAGGAGGUGAUCUGAUGUCGCUUCUAAUCAAAAAAGGGAUAUUUGAAGAAGAUUUAGCCAGGUUCUACAUUGCCGAGCUGACGGUGGCUAUUGAAAGUGUCCACAAGAUGGGAUUCAUCCAUAGGGACAUUAAACCGGAUAACGUACUGAUCGAUAAGAAAGGUCACAUCAAACUUACCGACUUUGGUCUCUGCACGGGGUUUCGCUGGACGCAUGAUUCGAAGUACUAUCAAAAGAAUGGAGAUCAUGCAAGGCAAGACUCAAUGGAAGCAUGGAGUAAAGCUGGUUCAGAGAUUCCGCCCCCAUUGGAAAGGCGAAAAUUUAGGGAGAAAAACCGAGCAAAGGCCCACUCUAUCGUCGGUACACCGAACUACAUUGCUCCCGAAGUUCUAUUGCGAAGUGGCUACACUCAGCUGUGCGAUUGGUGGAGUGUCGGUGUGAUAUUAUAUGAAAUGCUGGUUGGCCAACCUCCUUUCCUGGCGAGUACGGCAGAAGAAACCCAGAUUAAGGUGAUAAACUGGCGGCAAACGCUGAAGAUUCCUCCGGAAGCGAAGCUUUCUCCAGAGGGUCAAGAUAUUAUCCUUCGGCUGUGCAAGAAUGAGGAUGAACGCAUGGGCAGGGAUGUGAAUAAAAUCAAAUCUCAUCCAUUUUUCCGGACCAUCGAUUUUACGAAGGAUUUGCGGAACCAACCAGCGCCGUACGAACCAAAAAUCAAGUAUGCAACUGACACAUCAAACUUUGAUCCAAUUGAUCCGGGAAAGCUGCAAGACUCAUCGUGCGAGGAAAGUGGCCAGAGCUUCGACGAUGUGUUCGAUAGCAGCAAACCCUUUCAUCAUGGAUUUUUCGAAUUCACUUUUCGGAGAUUCUUCGACGACGAUGGCGAUCAUAAAAUAUCGCUCGACGCCAGCGACAAUCAAACCGAAGCUAUAUAUGUGUGAAAUGCGGAGAGUUUUACUAACAAUUAUAUAUAUGAACAUUAUGUUAAUACUCUUAAAAUAUUAGCAACUAUAUUUAAAAAUACGAUAUGUAAAAAUAAUAUACGAUAUGUAAAAUUA
This is a messenger RNA of Aedes aegypti (yellow fever mosquito), 3906 nucleotides long. RefSeq names its product serine/threonine-protein kinase Warts (gene wts). The transcript is spliced from 8 exons. The record is from RefSeq and is a predicted model, not a curated record. The coding region runs from base 448 to 3789 and encodes 1113 amino acids. NCBI's taxonomy places the organism in Eukaryota, Metazoa, Arthropoda, Insecta, Diptera, Culicidae. Gene Ontology annotation, biological process: regulation of organ growth; peptidyl-serine phosphorylation; positive regulation of apoptotic process. Gene Ontology annotation, molecular function: protein serine/threonine kinase activity; ATP binding.